Messenger RNA from Anolis sagrei ordinatus, 3317 nucleotides. RefSeq names its product sosondowah ankyrin repeat domain family member D (gene SOWAHD). The record is from RefSeq and is a predicted model, not a curated record. NCBI's taxonomy places the organism in Eukaryota, Metazoa, Chordata, Lepidosauria, Squamata, Anolidae. Gene Ontology annotation, molecular function: protein binding.
CCAAGUUUCCACGGCAUCGACCAGCGGCAAUUAAAGUGGAACCAGACCGCAUGAAUUCUGCAGUGUGGAUGAAAGGAGAUCUCUGGCACGCGAAAAGGGCCUAGGCAACGGGGAGAGCAAAGGUCACGUUGCCGUUGCUGCCGGCUUUUGUGCCGAGCUGCGAAACUCCCCGAUGGCAAACUGUGCACAAAGGCAAACUGUGCAAAGAGGCACGGAAGGAGGAGAAGGAGGAGCCCAAAGGGACGGGCACAACAAGGGGAACGGCCAGCCGGAACAGCAAGACGACAAGCAAGGGGACAGGUGCUUCCAGACAGGCAGAACCAGGAAGCCCUGCCUUGCAGGAACCCGAAAUGCAGCUCUGCGUGGAAAAGAACCGGCCUUAAAUGAUGAAAGUUGGAAGAUUCAGAAGCAUUGCUGCUCCCUGCUCAACGAAGCAUCAGAAACGCGGCUUUGGGUGGAAGAGAACCGGCCUUAAAUGAUUGACUUGGAAGCAUCGCUGCACCAUGGCGGAGAAGUCAAAAGACGACACCUUGCAAGAGGAGCGUCUGAAAAUGGCCGUGGACAUGGCACCGCGUGCCCAAGAGGAAGCCUUCAAGGCUCCGGCCGUCGGAAGCCAGUCUCCAAGUCUUAGCAUCCGCGGAGGGACCCCGACUCUCCGCCACAGGCAGCCGUCCAAUUUCAAUCGGAGUCUGGGCCGGUCCAGCAGGCGUUCUGGCCACUGGAUGUCAUCAGGGAUGGACACAGCGAGGCUCUCAAUGGGCUGGGGCAGCACCAGGAGGAAAGGGCUGAAGGAGAUCCUCCUGCAGAGCAGCCAAGCCAAACCCGCGUGGCUGUCGGCUUCUCGAAAUGAGAACGGUGGUGACGUCGAUGCGGAGGAACUCAGCCCCGAGGACCUCUCCUUGGCUCUGGACCCCUUGGAGCACGAGUGGAUGCUGACGGUGGCCCACGGGGACAUCGAGAACGCCCUCCACUUGCUGGAGAAAGACCCCAGUUUGCUCAUAAGGAAGGACUUUGUGACGGGCUUCACCGUCCUGCAUUGGCUGGCCAAACACGGUCAGCAUGAGGACUUGAUCCAGGUGGUGUCCUUUGCGGAGAGGAACCAUUGCCCGGUCGACAUCAAUGUCUUGACGGCCAGCGGAAGGCUCACUCCGCUGCACUUGGCCGCACUUCAGGGCCGCGAGAUGGUCAUGAAGGUGUUGGUAGGGGCCUUUGGGGCCGAUGUGGGCCUCCGGGACCACAACGGGCGCAAGGCCUGGCAGUGCCUCCGAGCCGAUGCUCCCAGGGAGCUGAAGGAGCUCUUGGGUGCCAGCGAGGAAGACUUGGCCACCGAAGCCAGAGGCAACGUCAACAACAACAAUUGCGUCCCGUCGAGGCGAGGCGGCCUCGGGAACGCAUUGAAAGUGGGCAGCAAGGAACCACAAAGCCAGAGAGUGGCUCCCAGGCUCUCUUAUUUCCGGAACGUGUUCAAGCAAGCGGUCGCAUUCUUCCAGGAGCUUUAGACAUCAACUCAGUGACCUGUGUUACCUGUGAGCAGUUUCCAACACUAUCCAUCAUUGUACGAUGGGAUGAAAGCGGUUGGAAACUAGAAGUUGCCUAAUGGGACCUUGAAAUGGCCUCCAAACAUUGCUCCAUUGUAUGGCUACUACUGGAAACUCGGAAGUUGCCUAACAGGAUUGAUAUUGCCUCCAAACAUUGCUCCGUCGUACCACUACUAUUGGAAACUCUGAAGUUGCUUAACUGGAUCAAUAUUACCUCCAAACAAUGCUCCCAAAAACCUUCCAUUGGCCAGAUCCUUCAUUUCCAAGGAAACAACAUGGAGGAGAGUUGGCAUGGCUAGGUUUGCAAACUGGAACAAGUCUUCCAUCUCUCUUUGCUUCCUACACGGAAGUGUGUAAGUAGGAUUGUUUAUGUACUGUCCUGCAAAAGUGUGAAAUUCUGCCCUAAGGGGGAAACUCUGCAACCCACAUGCAUUACUCUCAAACAGGAAAAACUGCCUAUACAUAGCCAAAUAAGAACAAAUGGCAAAAAGAAGGAAUUACUCAAUGCCAUUUGUUCUUAUUUGGUGAUGAAUCCUAAGUGUCAAUAUGUCACAUGGAUCACUAAAACCCCUUCUCUCUGAUCCUUGAAAAUGUUCAGACGUCGGUUUUGCAUUGGAGAGUUGGGCGAAUAUGGUGUGCAGUAAAACAUACAGUAGAGUCUCACUUGUCUGACCUUCUGUCUUAUCCGACGCCCCCUUUUCCUCCAGCAUUUCCCCUUCAAUUAAAGGAAUGCUCCCCAACUCUCUCUCCAUUCCCAAUAAGUGAAAAAGGCAAUACAAGGAGAGAGGAAAAGGGGAAAAGAGGCAGGACCAGAAGUGGAAGCAUCCUCUCUCCUUCCCUCCGUGAUUUUCACACUCCCCUUCCACACCUUAAUCUUAAUUGGAGCAUAAAAAUCCCUAGAGACCGAUCCUUAGUUGGUCUAUUCUGUUUCCUGUAUAGAGCUCCUUUGCUGGACCCCUCCUUUUUUCUGCCACAGAGUUACUGAGAACAAUGGCUUGGGACAUUGUCUGGUAAUCCUAGGCCAAGCAAUCCAAAAUAGGCAUUCUUAGCUGCUGCAUUUAGCAGUAUUAUUAUAUCAACAGUCCAAAGGACAACAGAAGCUUUUGGCCAGCCUACGCUUCACAGGAGAGAAGAUUAAGACAGCACUUCCUGCUGGGCCCCUCUAGCCCCAAGGCGUUACCUUGCCUUAACUUUCGAGUCCAUGGUAUUAGUAUUCUAGGUGUCUAGCACCUUGUCAGAUGGCUAACAGUAGGACACUCCAUAUUAUCCAACAUUUUCAUUUAUCCGACGUUCUGCCGGCCCGUUUAUGGCAGAUAAGUGAGACUCUACUGUACUACCAAACACAUGGAAAUCAAAAUGUGUUUGGUAGUGAGAUUUCAAAAUGAAAGCUAUGCUUCUCAGGGAUGCUUCAAUGUGGUAGGAUGGUGAUUCAAAGCAGAGGCGGAUUCCGCCUUGAAGUCGGUUGACGAACUGUCAAGAUAGGCAUUGAAAUAGUCACCAAAUCUUGUGUGGCAUCAAGCACUUAUUUCUUAUUAUAAGGCAACCCACUCUUCUUUCUUUUUCCCCCCGGAUGCAAUUGGGGAAGUACGACUUGUUCUGGGCUAUGAAAAAGGAAAUGAUUUCAGCACUCCUUGUUUAAAAAGUUUCUCAACGCCAUAAGAACCUUUGCAGUUCCAAAUAAAACAAAAACCUUGAUGGUGGAGAAGCAAAGCUGUGUGUCUGCUCUGAUUCCCAUCAGAUUUGUUUGCAGAGGUGAUGUUUUUGGAGGGGAAUAAAGAG